Molecule: messenger RNA, 393 nt
Organism: Penicillium digitatum Pd1
Lineage: Eukaryota; Fungi; Ascomycota; Eurotiomycetes; Eurotiales; Aspergillaceae
Source: RefSeq, a predicted model, not a curated record
AUGUCUGGAUCUCCUAUAUCAAAACCCUCGGAGCCAUCCGCAGAGAUCAAGCCUCGGGGAUAUCCUUCAUCUCCCGUAGCCACGGCUGAGCGGUCUAUUCUGCCUGCGUUGGAGCUAUCGCAAGGACCGGUGAAUGAGCCACUGCCGCGACUGGGAUAUAAUGAACGGGGACCGGUAUAUGCUAGAUCUCCCCCGGGAGGACCAUGUCCACUCCCAUUAGACCCAACGCAUCCCACAGGUCGGUCACUGGUACAGAAAUCAACCCGACGUACAAAAGCACAUGUGGCAUCGGCAUGCGUGAAUUGCAAGAAAAAGCACCUUGGAUGCGACCCGGCUCGUCCAUGUCGAAGAUGUGUGCUCGCUGGAAAAGCCGUAAGUGACAAAUUCCCUUGA